Molecule: messenger RNA, 3593 nt
Organism: Orcinus orca (killer whale)
Lineage: Eukaryota; Metazoa; Chordata; Mammalia; Artiodactyla; Delphinidae
Gene: STK26
Product: serine/threonine kinase 26
Exons: 12
Coding region: 260-1477 (405 amino acids)
Biological process (GO): protein phosphorylation
Molecular function (GO): protein kinase activity; ATP binding
Source: RefSeq, a predicted model, not a curated record
CCUCCACCUCCUCUUCCUAAAGCGGCGAGGAGCAGACGAGCGGCAUCACUCGAGCCCAGGUCCCGGCCACCGCCACACACGGUGCCCAGCGUUCAGUAGGGGGAGCAGCAGCUGAGGCGGCUGCCACAGCGGCGGGCCGGCGCCAGAAAGGCCCCGGUCGAAAAGCCUGGGAGGGCCGCCGACCUACCCCCGGAGGAGGAGCCAGUCGGAGCCCAAGGCGCCACCGCCGCCGAAGCCGCGCGGAGCUGCUUUCGCCUUCAUGGCCCACUCACCGGUGGCGGUCCAAGUGCCCGGUAUGCAGAAUAAUAUAGCCGAUCCAGAAGAACUGUUCACAAAAUUAGAACGCAUUGGAAAAGGCUCCUUUGGAGAAGUGUUCAAAGGUAUUGAUAACCGUACCCAGCAAGUGGUUGCUAUUAAAAUCAUAGACCUUGAGGAAGCCGAAGAUGAAAUUGAAGACAUUCAGCAAGAAAUAACUGUUUUGAGUCAGUGUGACAGCUCAUAUGUAACAAAAUACUAUGGAUCAUAUUUAAAGGGAUCAAAAUUAUGGAUAAUAAUGGAAUACCUGGGUGGCGGUUCAGCACUGGAUCUUCUGAGAGCUGGUCCAUUUGAUGAGUUCCAGAUCGCUACCAUGCUAAAGGAAAUUUUGAAAGGUCUGGACUACCUGCAUUCAGAAAAGAAAAUUCACCGAGACAUAAAAGCUGCCAAUGUCUUGCUCUCAGAACAAGGAGAUGUGAAACUUGCUGACUUUGGAGUUGCUGGCCAACUGACAGAUACACAAAUUAAAAGAAAUACCUUUGUGGGAACACCAUUUUGGAUGGCUCCUGAAGUUAUCCAGCAGUCAGCUUAUGACUCAAAAGCUGACAUUUGGUCACUGGGAAUUACUGCUAUUGAACUAGCCAAGGGAGAGCCACCUAACUCCGAUAUGCAUCCUAUGAGAGUUCUGUUUCUUAUUCCAAAAAACAAUCCUCCAACUCUUGUCGGAGACUUUACUAAAUCCUUUAAGGAGUUUAUUGAUGCUUGCCUGAACAAAGAUCCAUCAUUUCGUCCUACAGCUAAAGAACUUCUGAAACAUAAAUUCAUUGUAAAAAAUUCAAAGAAGACUUCUUAUCUGACUGAACUGAUAGAUCGAUUUAAGAGAUGGAAGGCGGAAGGACACAGUGAUGACGAAUCUGAUUCUGAGGGCUCUGAUUCGGAAUCCACCAGCAGGGAAAAUAAUACUCAUCCUGAAUGGAGCUUUACCACCGUGCGAAAGAAGCCUGAUCCAAAGAAACUACAGAAUGGGGCAGAGCAAGAUCUUGUACAAACCCUGAGCUGUUUGUCUAUGAUAAUCACACCUGCAUUUGCUGAACUAUUGAUCUUUCUCAGCUUAAACAGCAGGAUGAGAAUAAUGCUAGCAGGAAUCAGGCAAUCGAAGAACUGGAGAAAAGUAUUGCUGUGGCUGAAGCUGCCUGCCCUGGCAUCACAGACAAAAUGGUGAAGAAAUUAAUUGAAAAAUUUCAAAAGUGUUCAGCAGAUGAAUCCCCCUAAGAAACUCCUUGUUAGUGGCUUCUAUUUCAUAUGGACCCAGAGAAACCCACCAAAGCUACUUCAAGCUUAACAAUGCUUAACUCAUGAGCUCCACGUGCCUUUUGGAUCUUUGCGACAUUGAAGAUUUGGAAGAAGCUAUUCAACUAUUUUGUGAUGGUGUUUAUCAUUUUAUAUUUUAAAGAGAUUAUUUUGUAAGGAAUAACUUUUAAUACUAUAGUUUCACCUGUAUUCUAGUAAAUGUUGAGAUGCAGUUUUGCUUUUAGGUAUCAUUAUUACUUAAGUUACUAGGAUGAAUACCUUUCAUGUUUUGAUCUUUAGUUAACUGUACAGUUAUGAAACAUACAGGUCUUUCAAAGUCAUCCUAAAUAUUCAACUUUUGUAAUCAUCAAGCCUCAAAAAGCUUUUUUUUAAACACAAGCAUAUUCUAAAAAUGACUACUGGUGGGGAGGCGGAAACAAGUCACACGUUCUUAAAGCAGAAGGUUUUUUUUUAAUUUAUUUUUGGCUGUGUCGGAUCUUCGUUUCUGUGUGAGGGCUUUCUCUAGUUGUGGCAAGCGGGGGCACUCUUCAUCGCGGUGCGCGGGCCUCUCACUAUCGCGGCCUCUCUUGUUGCGGAGCACAGGCUCCAGACGCGCAGGUUCAGUAGUUGUGGCUCACAGGCCUAGUUGCUCCAAGGCAUGUGGGAUCUUCCCAGACCAGGGCUCGAACCCGUGCCCCCUGCAUUAGCAGGCAGAUUCUCAACCACUGCGCCACCAGGGAAGCCCAAAGCAGAAGUUUUUAAUAAGCUCUUAGAAAUGAAACCUGGAAAACUAUUGACUCUUCUCCCAAGUGGGUAUGAUAUUCCAGGCAGCUCAAUGAUGAUUACAUCUGAGAGCCCUGCGUUUGAAACAUUUAGAGGCAACAUGUAGCAACAGAGGUACAUCUUGGUGUGCAGUAUUUACUUUCUCUUAUAGAAGACACAAUUGACCCUUAUUUAACAUGGUUGGAAAGUUAAAGCAGUACUAAUUAGCCAAGGAUGGAUUUUUGGUAAUACCGGAAGAAUUAGUUUUUAAUUCAUUUUUAAAAUCAACUCAAAUCGCAUAUUAUAUGCUUGGAUUUGGGGAGCUUAAAAGAAGCUGAUUAUCAUGUGAUUAUAAAUACCUGAUCAACAGGUAUGAAUAUAAUUUACACCAGCAUAUUUUUGUCAUGGUCAUAAAAUGUCCUAUAAACUAUUUAUACAUUUUUUUUCCUCAUAACUAUCCAAUACAUAAACAUCAUUUGUUCAUUUUUGAAAGGGUAUUUAAAUAAGCAUUUUCUAGUUCAUAUGAAAAUAACCAUAGUACAGGAUGAUUUCUGUCUGUACAAAGGUAAGUUAGACUGUACAGUUAAUUUUCAGUUAUAUUUAUGGUACUGUUACAUGGGUAAUACCUUUUUCUUUUAAGCCCAGUAUAUAUAUUAUGCCUGCCUAAGCUCUGAAGUGGGGCUAUAUUUCAGUAGUUGUAGAAUCAUUGAUAUUAAUUAGUUUUGAUAGUUAAUGUUUUAUUGUUUGGGUCUGAACAGUUUGGUUUUUGCACAAAAGUCAUUUUAAUAAACCUGAAUAAUUGCCAAAUAUUAGAAGAAAGAUUUUCUUCAAGUGAAGAAUACAGUUUUUAGUCAAAGUGGCCAUUACCUCUUCCUUUUUUGUAAUAAUACAGACACUUGAAUAAGUUGUUUUUGUGUCACAUGCCAAGAAAAUUUUUUCAUUGGUGCCUAUACUGUAAUAAUUACUUUUAACACAUUGUAUUUUGAAGUAAUAGUUCAGUUAAAUUUUUCACCUGCUAUGUAACUGAAACUCAAUUACAGUUUAUAAUUUGUAGAGGUCUGGUGGUAAUUUUGCAGCUCAUAUCAUGUAUCAAAUGAAUAUUUUUGUAAAAAUAAAAGCAACAAAUUUUUAAAUUGAUUAUUUGAAACUGUACAGCACAGCUGCACCAUAGAUAGAAAAUUGUAUUGCUUAUUCAUUAUAGUUAUUAGUCCUGUAAACUGUUUCUGGGUAAGCAAACUUCAGUGUUUUACGGGGGGGGUUAAAAAUAAAUAUUUAAAUUUCCUGGU